AUGGGAAUCCAAGGUUUGCUCCAGUUUAUCAAAGAGGCUGCAGAAUCUACCCACGUGAAGAAGUACAAAGGGCAAGUGGUUGCUGUGGAUACUUACUGCUGGCUACACAAAGGAGCUUAUGCAUGUGCUGAAAAGCUAGCCAAAGCAGAACCCACCAAUCAAUAUGUCACUUACUGUAUGAAACUGGUGGAUAUGCUUUUGUCCUUUGGAGUCAAACCAGUUCUUGUAUUUGAUGGAUGCACGCUGCCUUCCAAAAAGGAAGUUGAAAAGUCACGAAGAGAAAAACGCCAAGCAAAUCUUCUAAAGGGGAAACAGCUGCUCCGGGAGGGGAAACUAUCAGAAGCUAGAGAAUGUUUUGCACGAAGCAUUAACAUCACGCAUGCUAUGGCCUGUGAAGUUAUUAAAGCUGCUCGGGCAAAAGGAAUAGACUGCAUCGUUGCUCCAUAUGAAGCUGAUGCUCAGCUAGCUUACCUCAACAAGACUGGAAUAGUCCAAGCUAUAAUUACAGAGGAUUCAGAUCUUCUUGCCUUUGGGUGUAAAAAGGUGUUUCUGAAACUUGACAAGUUUGGAAACGGCUUGGAAAUUGACCAGGCUCGGCUAGGGAUGUGUAAACAGCUUGGUGAUGUGUUUACAGAAGAGAAAUUCCGCUACAUGUGUAUUCUGUCCGGCUGUGACUACCUUCCAUCAAUUCAUGGCAUUGGGUUAAGCAAGGCGUGCAAGUUACUAAAAAUAGCCAACAAUCCUGAUAUUAUAAAGGUCAUUGGGAAAAUAGGGCAGUACUUGAAGAUGAAUAUAAUAGUACCUGAAGAAUACAUAGAAGGAUUUAUUCGUGCUAAUAACACUUUUCUCUAUCAGCUGGUUUUUGACCCAAUCAGAAGAAAACUUGUUCCUUUGAAUGCUUACGAUGAUGAUGUUAAUCCAGAAACACUACUGUACGCUGGGAAACACAUAGGUGAUAGCACCGCUUUUCAAAUUGCACUUGGAAAUAAAGACAUCCAUACAUUGGAGCAAAUAGAUUACUACAAUCCUGAUGUUUCACAGUCUGUUCAGCCAAGAAGUUGCAGUUGGAAUGACAAACCUAUUGGUCAGAAGCCAUCCAAUUUAAAGAGUAUUUGGAGCAGAGACUACAAGCCUGGUUUUGCUGCUGAGAUUGUGCCAACUUCUGCACCAUUGUUGGAGAAGUCCCCAACCAAAGGCAUAGAGCGGCUAAUUAGUACCAAAGGGCUGAAACUUCCACACAAAGCUGUGUUGGCAAAAAGGCAAAGACAUGAGGAACUAUCAGAUGGAGAUCUCUUGAGCCAGUAUUCCUUUUCCAACUCAAAAAAACCUAAAACAGAAAAGGAUGAAGACAUCAAGCAUAAUGCCGUUGUCAGUGCAGUGACUCCAACUAAUGCUUCAAUGGACCCUUCCAAUAAUAAAGAAACUUCAAACUCCCAGCCUCAACUUAGAAAUAAAUUUGCCUUUCUGCAGAAGAAGAAUGAGCAAAGUGGUGCAGUUGUUGUUCCAGGAACCAGAAGCAGGUUCUUUUGCAGUAUCAUGGAUAUGCCUGAUGAUAUACCAAAGGGUAAUGCCCACCCGCCAUCCCAGGGAAGUGGGGUGGAUUGUCAGCCUACAGAAACUCAAAGUGAGAAAGCAAAAGAUGACAGUUCUUGUUCUCCAUAUACUGAGGAAACUGGAAAAACCGCCUCACCUUCACUUCGGACAACACAAACAAGCUGCUUCAGUUGGUCUAGAAGCUUUGCAGAAAGAUCUGGAACACCCAGCCCAACUCAACAUGUAGCACUGCUAAACCAGUUUCGCCGACAUACUCUUGGCAAGACUGCAUCUCAGGAAUGUGGAUCACGGAUAUUAAGGUCAGCAUGUAGUGAAGAGUCAGAUGAAGAAUCUUCAGCAUUAAAAGGACUGGGAUGUUUAUCUGAACAAAAGCCAAAUGAACUUUCUCAGAGCAAUCUGGACUGUCUAGAAGAUUCUCCAGUGGCCACUGAAAAGGCUAUUGAUGUCAAAGAACCUGCCUGCAGUCCAGAAUCAGACUGUAAUUCUCAAGUCUCUCCAUUCUUUGACUCAUUACAUACUGAGAAGGAUACAGUCCUCGAGACCAUGGUUUUUGGAUUACAUAAAACCAGCCCUUUAAGGUCCCAUGCUGUGACAAAAUGCAACUCACUAAAGCAAGCCAAAGUUAGUGGCUUAAGGAAAAAAAUAACAAGUGCAAAGAAGAAAAACCAUCAUAAUGCUGAAAAUAAGUCUGGACUGCAGGUGACAAUCAAUGAACUGUGGAAAAGCUUCCAUUUUAAAAGGCAAUCUGAAAGGCUACCAUCUUGUAAAAAACCAGAACCACUGUCUCCAAUCAAAGAUAACAUCCAGCUCACUCCAGACAUAGAUGAUGAUUCUUUUAAUAAACAUGAAUUCAGUCAUGUACAGCGGAAAAUAUUUCAAUGAACUAAUGUCACAGAUCUGAACAACUUUAUAAUCAUUGGCUGACAGUCUCUUCUAAACAGAUUUGAAUUAAUUGUCCAUAUACAACACAAAUCAAAGUAUCAUUUGCACCUGUUUGGACAUGAGCUGUGAUUUAUAGAAUUCAUCAGAAAUUUUGUCAGCUUCUGUUUUGUAAGAAGCAAAUGAACAGUAAAGCAUUUAAC
This is a messenger RNA of Eublepharis macularius, 2636 nucleotides long. RefSeq names its product exonuclease 1 (gene EXO1). Gene Ontology annotation, biological process: mismatch repair; DNA recombination. The coding region runs from base 1 to 2436 and encodes 811 amino acids. Gene Ontology annotation, cellular component: nucleus. The record is from RefSeq and is a predicted model, not a curated record. The transcript has 13 exons. Gene Ontology annotation, molecular function: metal ion binding; 5'-3' DNA exonuclease activity; DNA binding. NCBI's taxonomy places the organism in Eukaryota, Metazoa, Chordata, Lepidosauria, Squamata, Eublepharidae.